AUGCAGCUUAUCCUCCCGCCUCGGUGUCUUCUGAGCCGUACUCUAUCCUCACUUAUCCUCAUCGUCCUUCAUUCAUUCAUCCAUCGCUCUUAUCUCGUUUGGCGGUUUGGGUUUUGUUGGAACCUUGUAAAAAAAAAAAAAAUGAGGACGCCCACGACGUUACGGACUUUCAGGCUCGUCCAACGCCGCGGCUUUGCGACAACGCCGCGACGGCUGGCGAGCUAUGGCUUCAUCGGCCUUGGACAAAUGGGAUACCAAAUGGCCAAGAACCUCCAGGCGAAGCUGAGCCCCGCGGACGAGAUCCGCAUCUUCGACAUCAACAAGACCGCCGUCGCGAACCUGGCCAAGGAGAUGGGCCAGUCGCAGGUUGGCGGCGCAAAGGUCGCCGUCGUCGAGACCGCGAGAGAUGCUGCGACAGAAGCUGACACCGUCAUCACCGUCCUCCCUGAACCAUCCCACGUCAAGGCCGUGUACGCCUCCAUCCUCGCCGACCUCCCGGCGAGGGAGCGUAUCUUCAUCGACUGCUCGACCAUUGACCCCUCGUCCUCGCGCGAGGUUGCUGCCUCCGUCGCCGCCGCCACCGCCUCGCAGUCCUCCCCAGGCCGCCAGAGCGUCUUUGUCGACGCGCCCAUGUCGGGCGGCGUCGUCGGCGCCACGGCGGGGACACUCACCUUCAUGCUCGGCUGCGACGCCGGCCGCCUCCCGGCCAUCGAGCCCACGCUCCUGCGCAUGGGCCGGCGCGUGCUGCACUGCGGACCGCAGGGCACGGGGCUCUCGGCCAAGCUGGCCAACAACUACCUGCUCGCCGUCAACAACAUCGCGACAGCCGAGGCCAUGAACCUCGGCAUGCGGUGGGGGCUCGACCCCAAGGUGCUCGCCGGCGUCAUCAACGUCAGCACGGGCCGGUGCUGGCCGAGCGAGGUGAACAACCCCGUCGGUGGCGUCGUCGAGGGGAGCCCUGCGGGGAGGGACUACAAGGGCGGCUUCGGCAUUGGUCUGAUGCGCAAGGAUCUCGGGCUGGCCGUCGUCGCCGCCGAGGAGGCCGGCGCGCGGCUGGAGCUGGCGGGAAAGGCGACCGAGGUGUACGCCGCGGCCGAAGCGGAAGAGAGCUGCAAGGGGCGGGACUUUUCCGUCGUGUACCGGUACCUGGGUGGUAAGGAGUAA
Molecule: messenger RNA, 1164 nt
Organism: Colletotrichum higginsianum IMI 349063
Lineage: Eukaryota; Fungi; Ascomycota; Sordariomycetes; Glomerellales; Glomerellaceae
Product: 3-hydroxyisobutyrate dehydrogenase
Exons: 3
Coding region: 1-1164 (387 amino acids)
Biological process (GO): L-valine catabolic process
Cellular component (GO): mitochondrion
Molecular function (GO): NADP binding; 3-hydroxyisobutyrate dehydrogenase activity; NAD binding
Source: RefSeq, a predicted model, not a curated record